Messenger RNA from Scleropages formosus (Asian bonytongue), 1857 nucleotides. Its product is annotated as galactose-3-O-sulfotransferase 2-like. Gene Ontology annotation, molecular function: galactosylceramide sulfotransferase activity. Bases 96 to 1289 code for a protein of 397 amino acids. The transcript is spliced from 4 exons. Gene Ontology annotation, cellular component: membrane. NCBI's taxonomy places the organism in Eukaryota, Metazoa, Chordata, Actinopteri, Osteoglossiformes, Osteoglossidae. Gene Ontology annotation, biological process: glycolipid biosynthetic process. The record is from RefSeq and is a predicted model, not a curated record.
AGUCACCUGACCGAGUCGUCAACGAACGCUGGCUUGAAUUCCGUGGUGUAAUCACAUUUAGCUCCAGGAUUUUGUUUCUACACGUGAAAACCGGUAUGGAGCCCCACUCCAUCACAAUUUUUCUCAAAAUUGUCACCCUCCUUGUUAUGAUUAUCUUCUGUGGACAAAUACUUGGAGGAGUCCUCAGGCUAAAUUGCCAAAAUACAAUCCUCCCUGGAAGAGCGACUGCUUCCUGCCGUCCCCACAAACACAUCAUGUUCCUGAAGACUCAUAAGACAGGCAGCAGCACUGUACUUAACAUGCUGUAUCGUUUUGGAGAUGAGAGGGGUCUAUGGUUUGCAUUACCCACAAGCGAUCAUUUUGGAUAUCCUAACUACUUCUCUGCCCAUCAUGUAAGGGGGUACCAGUCAGACAGUCAGCAGCAUUUUGACAUCCUUGCAAACCACAUGCGUUUCCAAAAAUCAGAGGUGGAAAAGGUUAUGCCCCCAGACACUUUCUACUUCUCCAUCAUGGGUGAUCCUGUUACCAUGGCCAAGUCAGCAUUUUCCUAUUUCAAGACCAUAUCUCCUGCCUUUUCUCAGGCAGAGAGUUUUCAUGCCUUUGUCUCCAAACCCUGGAAAUACUACAACCCUUAUGUUCAGUACAGCCAUUUUUCUCGCAACAUGAUGUGGUUUGAUUUCGGCUUUGACCACAAUGCCAACUACUCAGAAUCUCUGGCCAUGAAAGGCGAGUCUGUAAUCCGCAAGACAUUUAAUAUGAUCCUGCUUCUCGAGUACUUUGAUGAGUCACUAGUGUUGCUGCGACAUGCCCUCUGCUGGCCGAUGGAAGCCAUCAUUACUUUCAGCAUGAAUAUGCAGCAGUCAGGCAGCAAUGAGGAGAUGCUGCUGACUGAAAAUCAGGAGCGAAGGCUGCGAGACUGGAAUGCCCUGGAUUGGCACCUCUAUAAGGCCUUUAAUCAUACAUUCUGGGAAGAAGUUGAACGCUUUGGAGUGGCUCGUAUGGAGCAGGAACUGGUGAUUCUGCGGAACUUGCGAGCUAAACAGAUGCAAACUUGUCUGUUAGAGGAUGGUAAACUGGUAGAAAGCAAUAAGAUCAGCGAUGCUGACCUUAAGCCCUUCCAGACUGGUGUGAAGAAAAUUUUGGGCUACCAGCUGAAGCCUGACCUAGACAAUGCUACUCACAAAGCCUGUUUAAACAUGGUCAGGCCAGAAAUCCCAUAUAGGAAGCUGCUAGAAGCCAAACAGUCUCUGAGUGCUCCACCUUCUUUAGAAAAAAAUUCUAAAAUGUGAUACUAAAGUAUGAGAGUGCUUGGAACAGUUUUAUCUUAAGAUACAAAUUACUUGAAUUAGUGGAAACCUAGGUCUUCAUGAAAAUAAGAGAUUAAUUUCUUUCAUAUGAGAAAUAGCCUUUUACUGGUAGAGGUGUAGAAGUUAAACUUUUUCUGACAUUUUACUUCUAUUACUGUUUCUGAAUUUCUCCCUUACUUAGCAGUUGUAUUAUUUCUCUGUCCACACACUCCUGAUUUUGAUCAGAGCAACAUAUGUAUGCAACUACAUGAAGCGCAUUGUGACUGGUUGUUUACUUGUUAAUCAAAUUCAUAUAGUGAUUUGUGAAAUACCCUAACUACUGAUUUGAUACUGGUAGUAGUGAGAAGGUUGUGUUCAGAAUUGAAUACCUCAUUGCUUAGAUAGCAGAAGAACUUUACACCCUGAUACUUGAACUUUGAUAGUCUUCAAACCCUUUGUAUUUACCUUUAUUUAGCUCUUUUAUCCAAUCCAAUGUUUAACAAAUCAUUUCACUAACAGAGAAACACACACACACACACACACACACACACACACACACACACACACACAC